Molecule: messenger RNA, 6272 nt
Organism: Neofelis nebulosa (Clouded leopard)
Lineage: Eukaryota; Metazoa; Chordata; Mammalia; Carnivora; Felidae
Gene: TCHH
Product: trichohyalin
Exons: 3
Coding region: 79-5229 (1716 amino acids)
Biological process (GO): intermediate filament organization
Molecular function (GO): calcium ion binding; transition metal ion binding
Source: RefSeq, a predicted model, not a curated record
CUUGCCAGCAGUGUCAGCGAGCGCUCAACUUCCUUUGGUGAAGUGGAUUUACUUGAACUUGAAGGAAGGGGAAAAAAAAUGUCUCCACUUCUGAAAAGCAUCUUGGAUAUCACUGAAAUUUUCAAUCAAUAUGCCUUACAUGAUUGUGAUGGGGCAGCACUAAGCAAGAAAGACCUGAAGAACCUCCUUGAAAGGGAAUUUGGAGAUGUCCUUCGGAGGCCACAUGACCCUGAGACAGUAGAUCUGAUCCUGGAACUUCUGGAUCGCGACUGUAACGGGCUCGUCGAUUUCAAUGAAUUCCUCCUGUUCGUUUUCAAGGUGGCUCAAGCUUGUUAUUACGCUCUCAGCCAGGUUUCCGGGCUGGAUGAGAAGGGGGUCAGGUGUGAGGGAAAGGAGAACCCGUUACAAGAUCCCAGGCAAGAAGACCAGAGAUUUGAGCCCCGGGACAGACAACUGGAAGAACACAGGCAGAAAAGGCAGGAACUGGAGAGGGAGCUCGCAGAGGAAGACAAGCAGCGGCUGCAGAGGCGAGAACCGGAAGAGCGCCUGGAGGAGGAAGAGCAGCUGAAGAGGCGCAAGGGUCGGGAGCCUGAGGAAUUUCCUGACCGAAAGCAAAGGCAAGAGAGGCGGGAGCAGCGCGAGCUCCGGGAAGAAGAGGAGCAGUUGCAAAGGCAGAAGCGGGAGCAGGAGGAGCCGCGGUUGCAGCAGGAGCUGAGGCGCGAGAAGCAGGACAGACGCGAGCAGACAGAAAGGCGCGAGCAGCAGCUGAGGCGCGGGGAGCCGCGCUUAGAGCAGGAGCUGAGGCGCGAGCAAGAGAGACGCGAGCAGGAACUGAGGCGCGAGCAGAGGCUGAGGCGCGAGGAGCAGGAGAGACGCGAGCAGAUAGAGAGGCGCGAGCAGCAGCUUAGGCGUGGGGAGCCGCGCUUAGAGCAGGAGCUAACGCGCGAGCAAGAGAGGCGCGAGCAGCAGGAGAGACGCGAGCAGGAGCUGAGGCGCGAGGAGUUGCUCUUUGAACAGGAGCUGAGGCGCGAACAGAAGAGGCGCGAGCAGGAGCUGAGACGCGAGCAGAGGCUGAGGCGUGAGGAGCCGCGCUUAGAGCAGGAGCUGAGGCGCGAGCAGGAGAGACGCGAGCAAGAGCUGAGGCGCGAGGAGUUGCUCUUUGAACAGGAGCUGAGGCGCGAGCAGGAGAGGCGCGAGCAGGAGCUGAGACGCGAGCAGCGGCUGAGCCGCGAGGAGCCGCGCUUGGAGCAGGAACUCAGGCGCGAGCAGGAGCUCAGGCGCGAGGAGCCGCGCUUGGAGCAGGAGCUCAGGCGCAAGCAGGAGCUCAGGCGCGAGGAGACGCGCUUGAAGCAGGAACUCAGGCGCGAGCAGGAGGAGAGGCGUGAGCAGGAGGAAAGACGAGAGCAGGAGGAAAGACGAGAGCAGGAGGAAAGACGAGAGCAGGAGCUGAGGCGCGAGCAGGAGCUGAGGCGCGAGGAGCCCCGCGUGGAGCAGGAGCUGAGGCGCGAGCAGCGGCUGAGGCGGGAGGAGACGCGCUUGGAGCAGGAGCUCGGGCGCGAGCAGGAGCUGAGGCGCGAGCAGGAGCUGAGGCGCGAGCAGGAGCUGAGGCGCGAGGAGCCGCGCUUGGAGCAGGAGCUGAGGCGCGAGCAGCGCCUGAGGCGGGAGGAGACGCGCUUGGAGCAGGAGCUGAGGCGCGAGCAAGAGCUCAGGCGCGAGCAGGAGGAGAGGCGCGAGCAGGAGGAGAGGCGCGAGCAGGAGGAGAGGCGCGAGCAGGAGCUGAGGCACGAGCAGCGGCUGAGGCGAGAGGAGACGCGCUUGGAGCAGGACCUCAGGCGCGAGCGAGAGCUCAGGCGCGAGCAGGAGGAGAGGCGCGAGCAGGAGGAGAGGCUCGAGGAGCCGCGCUUGGAGCAGGAGCUGAGGCGCGAGCAGCGGCUGAGGCGAGAGGAGACGCGCUUGGAGCAGGACCUCAGGCGCGAGCGAGAGCUCAGGCGCGAGCAGGAGGAGAGGCGCGAGCAGGAGCUGAGGCGCGAGCAGGAGGAGAGGCGCGAGCAGGAGCUGAGGCGCGAGGAGCCGCGCUUGGAGCAGGAGUUGAGGCGCGAGCAGCAGGACAGACGCGAGCAGGAGCUGAGGCGGGAGCAGGAGGAGAGGCUCCAGCAGGAGCUGAGGCGCGAGCAGCAGCCUGCUGAGGAGGAGGUGGAGGCCCGUGAGCGGGACAAGAGCCGCACCUCAAGGUGGCAGUGGCAGCUAGAAAGCGAGGCCGACGCCCGUCAGAGCAAGGUCUACUCCAGGCCCCGCAGGCAGGAGCAGCAGAGGCAACGCCAGGAACGCGAAAAGAGGCAGCGCCUGGAGCUCGAGCGGCAACUGCGGGAGGAGGACGCCGAGUGGCCAAGCCGGUCCGGGUCCCUCCGGGAGGAGCGCGAGCAGCGGCUGCGCCGAGAGGAGCAGGCACGCCUGCAGGAGGAGGAAGAGCAGCGCCGAGACUUCAAACGGCAGUGGCAGGCGGAGGAAGAGAGCGAGAGGCGCCGCCAGAGGUUCUCCGCCCGGCCCCAGUUGCGGGAGCAGCAGGAGAGGCAGCUGAGGGCGGAGGAACUGCAGGAUGGGGAACUGCUGCGUGAGGAGGAAGAGCAGCGUCGCCAACGACUCGAGAGGGAGCGGGAGCAGCAGAUCCUCGAGGAAGAGAAGCAGCUCCGGUUGGAGCAGAGCCUCCAAGAGGAUCAGGAGAGGAAGCUACGCCGGGAGGAGCAGUGCCGUGACCAAAAAUGGAGGUGGCAACCAGAAGAGGAAAGCCAGAGACGCCGCCACACAGUCUACGCCAAGCCAACUCAACGAGAGCCGCUGAGGGAGGAAGAGCAGCUGCAGCGAGAGGAACUCAAGACAAGGAGGCUCCAGGAGCUGGAGAGACAAUAUCGGGAGGAAGAGCCGCUGAGGGAGGAAGAGCAGCUGCUAAGAGAUCGGAGGCGCCAGCAGCGCGGCAGGCAGUAUCUGGAAGAGGAAGAGCUGCAGCGCCUGGACAGAAAGAGGCAAUUCCAGGAUGAGGAUCAGAGCCGCGAUCUGAAAUGGCAGUGGCAACCAGAAAAAGAAAAUGAAGUUCGUAAUCACAGGGUUUACUCCAAACGCAAAGUGAACGAAGAAAGGAUCCGGCAACUCGAAGAUUCCCAGGUUCGAGACAGACCAUUCCGGCAGAAUCGGUGGCUCCUGCAGGAUGAACGGGAUGAGAGAGCGCGAGAGAAAGAGAGGACCCGGCAACAGCGCGACAUGCAAUUCCCAGCUGAGGAACUGCUGGAGCGAGAAGAGCAAAAGGAAGCCAAAAGGCGAGACAGGAAGUUCGGCGAGGAGGAACAGCAGCAGCGCCGCCGGGAACGUGAGCAACAGCUUCGCCAGGAGCGCGACAGAAAGUUCCGUGAGGAGGAACAGCUCCUUCAGGAAAGGGAAGAACAGCUGCGCCGCCAGGAGCGCGACAGAAAGUUCCGCGAGGAGGAGUUGUUGCGCCGCCAGGAGCGCGACAGAAAGUUCCGCGAGGAGGAAGAGCUGCGCCGCCAGGAGCGCGACAGAAAGUUCCGUGAGGAAGAACAGCUCCUGCAGGAAAGGGAAGAACAGCUGCGCCGUCAGGAGCGCGACAGAAAGUUCCGCGAGGAGGAAUUGAUGCGCCGCCAGGAGCGCGACAGAAAGUUCCGUGAGGAAGAACAGCUCCUGCAGGAAAGGGAAGAACAGCUGCGCCGCCAGGAGCGCGACAGAAAGUUCCGCGAGGAAGAAGAGCUGCGCCGCCAGGAGCGCGACAGAAAGUUCCGUGAGGAAGAACAGCUCCUGCAGGAAAGGGAAGAACAGCUGCGCCGUCAGGAGCGCGACAGAAAGUUCCGCGAGGAGGAAGAGCUGCGCCGCCAGGAGCGCGACAGAAAGUUCCGUGAGGAAGAACAGCUCCUGCAGGAAAGGGAAGAACAGCUGCGCCGCCAGGAGCGCGACAGAAAGUUCCGCGAGGAGGAAUUGAUGCGCCGCCAGGAGCGCGACAGAAACUUCCGUGAGGAAGAACAGCUCCUGCAGGAAAGGGAACAGCUGCGUCGCCAGGAGCGCGACAGAAACUUCCGCGAGGAGGAAUUGAUGCGCCGCCAGGAGCGCGACAGAAACUUCCGUGAGGAGGAACAGCCCCUGCAGGAAAGGGAACAGCUGCGUCGCCAGGAGCGCGACAGAAAGUUCCGCGAGGAGGAAGAGCUGCGCCGCCAGGAGCGCGACAGAAAGUUCCGUGAGGAAGAACAGCUCCUGCAGGAAAGGGAAGAACAGCUGCGCCGCCAAGAGCGCGACAGAAAGUUCCGCGAGGAGGAAGAGCUGCGUCGCCAGGAGCGCGACAGAAAGUUCCGUGAAGAGGAACCGUUCCCGCAGGAAAGGGAACAGCUGCGUCGCCAGGAGCGCGACAGAAAGUUCCGCGAGGAGGAAUUGAUGCGCCGCCAGGAGCGCGACAGAAAGUUCCGUGAGGAAGAACAGCUCCUGCAGGAAAGGGAAGAACAGCUGCGUCGCCAGGAGCGCGACAGAAAGUUCCGCGAGGAAGAAGAGCUGCGCCGCCAGGAGCGCGACAGAAAGUUCCGUGAGGAAGAACAGCUCCUGCAGGAAAGGGAAGAACAGCUGCGCCGCCAAGAGCGCGACAGAAAGUUCCGCGAGGAAGAAGAGCUGCGCCGCCAGGAGCGCGACAGAAAGUUCCGUGAGGAGGAACAGCUCCUGCAGGAAAGGGAAGAACAGCUGCGCCGCCAGGAGCGCGACAGAAAGUUCCGGGAGGGGGAACAGAGGCUGCGCCGCCGCCGAGGGCUAGAUGGUACCCUCUCUCAGGAGGAGCAACUGAAGGGUGCUGAACAAGAGCAAGAGCAGAGCGUCCAGCAGGAGAGAGAAGAAAAGCGACACCGACAGGAGCAGGACAGGCAGUUCCUCGAGGAAGAAGAGCAACUGCCACGCGAAGAGCAGGAAGAGCUGAGGCGCCGGCAGGAGCGAGGCCAGCAGUACCUCGUGGAGGAGCAGUUUGCCAGGGAGAAGAGGCGCCGUCAGGAACAAGAACUGCGGCAAGAAGAGCAAAGACGCCGCCAGCGGGAGGAGGAACGAAGGCACCGCGGGCAAGUCUGGGAAGACGGAGACAGGGGCCGUCGGCAGACUCUGGAGCCAGGCAAGAGUCAGUUUGCCAGUGUCCCGGUGCGCUCCAGCCCUCUCUAUGAAUAUAUCCAAGAGCAGAGAUCUCAGUACCGCCCUUAAGAGAUGCUGCCAAUAUCCUGACACCUGCCAAAGCUUCCAGCAAAGGAAAAAGAAACACUGGAUACCAAAUGACUCAAAUGUUUCUGGUUGUGGGAGAACUCUCUGAUGUUCCAAAAUCUUUUUUUUCCAAAAUCUUAAACUACACUCAUUUCAUGUACCUUGUACUCUUGCCUUUUAUUCUUCCUCAAGUAGUUCUUUACUGCAGGGUGUCUUUGCUCUUUGGUGCAGAUGUGGUGUGCAAUUUUUAAAAAUCUAAAUCAUUUAAUUUGUUUAAGGAGUUUUGUUUCGGGAACGUUUAUUGCUUUCGAAAGUAACAAGAAUAACAAUGAUUUAAGAUUCAAAAGAAUUGGGUCUGUUUUUUUCAAUGGUUGAUUCAUCUUAUGGAGAGUUUAGAUAUUUUUUAUGUUCCAGUUGGCAUUUUUUUUCUUGAGCCUAAAUUACACUAAUAUUUACCUCCAAAUAGACUCUCAUUUUUUGGCAUAAUUAACACAGAUUCUGCAAGGGGGCUGAAUUUUUACAAGCCUUGAAUACCGAAGGACAGGGGAGGAGGGAGUGACUUCUACAGAAAAAUUCCCUGUGAAAUCAGCCCCUAACUGGAAGAAAUCUGAAGAUUUAGCUUCAAAACCUAGAAUUUGAUUUUUUUUCAUACUUGAUAAGCACUUAAAAUCUCCUGAGCCAAAAGCAAGGUAUUUCCCAAAAAACUCCAGAGCUCAAAAUUUAAAACUGUCUACUGUAGUCUGUAGUGUUCAGUUCUUUUCCCCCCAAUCUUUGAUGAAUUUGAGAAUAUUCCUACCUUUGUUCAUUUUAACUGAGAGAGAACCUGCUCAAGAUCCUAUAAACAUCUACUUCACUCUAGAGUCAAAAGGAGAUCAAAGCAUUUUUGGGGAAGGAAAGGGACAAAUUUGUGAACAGAAGGGCAAGUUCCCAGAAGCCCUUAGAUGAGACCCAUCAGCUCGCAAUCCUUUAAGACCUAUUGAUACUACCUUGGAGACAUUCUUGUUGAAAUGAUUGGACUGUGUAAAAAAUAAAUGUUUGGCAAACAA